Molecule: messenger RNA, 1440 nt
Organism: Sesamum indicum (sesame)
Lineage: Eukaryota; Viridiplantae; Streptophyta; Magnoliopsida; Lamiales; Pedaliaceae
Gene: APL
Product: Homeodomain-like superfamily protein
Molecular function (GO): DNA-binding transcription factor activity; DNA binding
Source: RefSeq, a predicted model, not a curated record
UAUUUGAGAAACCUUAAAGCCCUUUUUCUCGUCUUCAAAACCGCACCCUAUUCUCUCUAUACGCACAGCAUUUGUUCUUGAAUCUCUCUGUAUUCGAGAGAGAGAAAGUAGAGAGAGAAAGAGAAAGAGAAAGAGAAUGUUCCACCCGAAGCAGCAGAAGCCAUCAAGUAUGAAUUCUCAUCACGAGCGCCCCAUGUGCGUUCAAGGAGACUCGGGUCUCGUCCUCACUACUGACCCUAAGCCCCGCCUCCGCUGGACUGUCGAACUCCAUGAACGCUUUGUCGAUGCUGUUACUCAGCUCGGCGGCCCUGACAAGGCGACGCCGAAGACCAUCAUGAGAGUUAUGGGGGUGAAGGGUCUCACGCUUUACCAUCUCAAGAGCCAUCUUCAGAAAUUCAGGUUGGGGAAGCAGCCCCACAAGGAUUUCAAUGAUCACUCAAUGAAAGAUGGUGAGAGAGCUUCAUCUUUAGAACUUCAACGAAACAAUGCAUCGUCUUCUGGAAUUCUGGGCCGCAGCAUGAAUGAUGGCAGUAAUGUUCACAUCACUGAUGCAAUUAGGAUGCAAAUGGAGGUCAACAGAAGACUCCAUGAACAAUUGGAGGUUCAAAGACACCUGCAACUCAGAAUUGAGGCUCAAGGCAAAUACAUGCAGACAAUUCUUGAAAAGGCUUGCCAAACACUCGCCGGCGAGAACAUGGCUUCUGGUAGCUACAACAAGGCCAUGGGGCCUGAUAUCUCAGGCAUGAAAGAUUUCGGGCCAGCGGCCAUGAAUUUUCCAUCCCUCCAGGAUCUCAACAUAUAUGGAGCCACUGAUCAUCUGGAGCUCCACCACCAAAACAUGGACAGAUCAUCCAUUGAUCCCUUCAUGCACACUAACAACGACAGCAUGAUGUUAAGCAAAAAGAGGCCUAAUCCAUACAGCAACAACAGUGGCAAGAGCCCUUUGAUCUGGGCCGACGAUCUGAGGCUCCAAGAACUGGGAACUCCAGCGGCAGCACCCUGCCUUGAUGAUCAUCACCAAAUCCAGAUUGCCCCUUUGUCAAUUGAUAGAGGCAGCGACAUCGAUUCAGUUUCAGAUAUUUAUGAGACUAAGCCUAUUCUAUCUGGAGACCAUCAUGAUUCUAUGGGGGACAAGAAAUUUGACGCUUCUGCAAAGCUCGAGAGGCCGUCACCUCGUCGUAUGGCCGAUAGGAUCACCAACCACGCAGCCAUCAGCGCCGGUGGCAUAACACAAGGCCGGAGCUCGCCCUUCGGCUGAAUCCAUCACGAACAGAUAUAAUAAUAUACAUUUAACUUCUCUUUACAUGUUUUCUUGAAAUGAUAUGGCUUUCAGUAUAACUAAUGGCUCUAAUUAUUUAGGGGGUUUGGAUUUUUAACAUGAUCAGAAGUCGUAAUGAGCAAAAUGCAAAAAUGAGCACCUUAUGGUGCCAUUUUGCUUCA